Molecule: messenger RNA, 5200 nt
Organism: Liolophura sinensis
Lineage: Eukaryota; Metazoa; Mollusca; Polyplacophora; Chitonida; Chitonidae
Product: adenylate kinase 7-like
Exons: 18
Coding region: 2862-4988 (708 amino acids)
Biological process (GO): nucleobase-containing compound metabolic process
Molecular function (GO): ATP binding; nucleobase-containing compound kinase activity
Source: RefSeq, a predicted model, not a curated record
ACCUGUUGAGGUUCAGAUAGAGAUGUAUAUCACUUGUGGAAGUUCAAAUAAAGGUGUGUCACCUGUGGAGGUUCAGAUAGAGAUGUAUGUCAGCGGUAGAAGUUCAGAUAAAGGUGUGUGUCAGUUGUGGAAGUCAAGAUAAAGGUGUGUCACCUGUGCAAAUCCAGAUUAAGGUGUAUUUCAGCAGUGGAAGUUCAGAUAGAGAUGUAUGUCACUUGUGAAAGUUCAGAUAAAGGUGUGUGUCAGAUAUGGAAGUGAAGAUAAAGGUUUGUGUCAGACAUGGAAGUGAAGAUAAAGGUGUGUGUCAGAUAUGGAAGUGAAGAUAAAGGUGUGAGUCAUUUGUGGAAGUUCAGAUAGAGAUGUAUAUCAUUUGGGGAAGUUCAAACAGAGUUUUAUGUCACUUAUGGAAGUUCAGAUAAACUCAGCCAGGAGUGGAUUUUCAGUUGGGGAUGAUAUGAAAGUUCAGUUUGAGGCAUAUAUGUGAGCUGUGGAAAUUCAUAUCAGUCCAGAUAUUUGUUAAACACUAAAUGUUCCAAGCUGUGGAAGUUCAAAUCAUAGCUUUUGUUGAUCAGCAGUAGGUUUUAAUGGAGACACGUCAGAAGUUGUGAUGAAAACCUGUCAUACGUGAAAGUCUUGGUAGAGGUGCAUAGCUCAUGGGUUUCACAUCAGCAGGUGUAUUGUGUAUCAGUAAUUAACUACUCGGUCUUCAUCAAAACCCAUUGUCGUGUCAGGAUUUAUAAAUGGACAAAGGAACUGUAUCAGCCCAUAGCGUAUGGAUUUUGAGACCUGACUACAUCAGUACUUUUUGUAUGUAUAUGAUCCAAAUACUGUGAAGACUUUGCUAUACACGUGUAGUACAUGACAUGAGGACAAUUGUCUGACAUCAUGGAUGAAUCUUGUCUGUCUUUUUGUUAUAAGGUUCACACAUAAUUAUUAAUCAUCAGUAGAAAGUCCUGUUACCUGUACUUAUUGCCAAUUUAUAUUCAAACAAUUCCUUUUUUUUGUUGUUGUUGUUUUUCAAUGUCAUUAUGUUACCAUGCUCUGUAUAGUGCACUUGAUUCAGUACAGUCAUUGAGUUAAAUGUUGGCAUUAAUUCCCUUGAAAUAAAGAGUUCUUAAAUUGAUUUGAUAGAACAUAGAAAACUUCUGACCUGUCUGAAGUUUUAAAAAUAGUGGUGGAAAUUUGGAGAUUUUGAUUGUUAAACAUGAGAAUGAUGACCAACAGAAGCAUUUUUCUAUUCGGAGAUCAGUGUUACUGUAUUAGUUGAUAAUUCAUCUAUUUUCUCCAUGUCACCAAUUUUCAUUUUUUCUAACCUUAAAAUGAAAUUUAAGACGCACAGGUGUUUUAAGUUGCCACUCAAUAAUUACAUUUAAGAAUAUGGUAUUUGAUGCAUUUUUACAUUGUUCAGGCAUGUGACCAAGGAAGUGAGAGGAGGGUGGGGAAUUAACACAAAACCAGCUUGAGUUAAUGAAGAUGAAACAUGGCAGCGCAUACAGUAGAAGAUGACGAUGAAUGCUUAAAUUUAACUCUUUAAAUUAACAAUUAACUGUCUAUACGAGUGUCUUCAUCAUUCAAUCUAUCUAUACUGAUUACCUGUUACUAUGGAGAUGUAGACAGUUUAUUAUUUUAUGCUGUAAUUACCUGGUUUUCUCCACUCGUAAACAGACUGCAUGUCAACGGUAAUGGCAUUAAACACCUUUCAAAUAAAUAAAUAUGAAAGUUGCACAACAGAAUACCAAAAUGUCUUUCAUGUUAACAUUUUCCAUGGUUAAAAUGUUGUUUUGUCUCAUUUUCAGUUUUCUGUUCAAGCCUCGGUUAUUUGGAUCAACUGCAUUGUUUAUUUACAAAUACUUUAUUUUUGUACAUGUUAUUAAGCUGGGGAAUGUAAUUAAUGUACGAACCCUAUUGUUGAAACAGCUAUGUAUUAGUCCUUAUGUAUUAGGCCUGCCACAUAUACUAAUGUCUAGAUACUGUGAAAGCAUGAAUUAGUUUAUAGCAGGAGAAAAGGAUAAACUCUAUACCUUCAACUGAUAUAUUGUCCUGAAGGUCUGCUUUAGUAAUUUGUCAAAUGUUUAUAAUCAGUCAAAUUAUUCUAUGCAUUAUUUUAGUGUAGAUUGCCCUCGGACAUUCUUCCCAGGUGGAGAUGUUAGAUAUAUCAACAGGCUUGUAGGCCUACUUGUACUGUACGUCUCUGUUAAUUGGUUGUCAUGUCAGUACAGUAAAAUGUACACUCGAACAUUUUUAAAUUACCGGUACAGCCAUUAGUCAUGUAAAUCAUAUGUUACAGGUAACGGUAUAAUUAAAAAAAAAAAAUUAAACGCUGUGUGCUUUUGAACUUUUAUAAAAUAAAACAAAACUUUUUCUUUUUAUUAUUAUUGUUCAUUGAACUUAAAUUAAAUCAUCUAUUCUACCUUUACUGAUUAAAUUUGAACAUUGGUAGGACAUCCUGGUAGGCCUAUAUUAUUAUCGUAUGCGUAUGUUAUAUAUUAAACCGUGACCAAAUUAAACUGCACAAGGAAAACAGUCUGAAAAAGGCCUCACCUCGUAAAAUUUAACUGUUUAUGCACUUUAUAUGUAGAUGCAGUUAACUUCUCUACUAUUAUCAGUCUAAAACUUCACAUUUGCUUGUAAGAAGCAGAAGAAAAAAGUGUGCAUGUGUAAUGAUGGAAAGUCACCAAUGGUUGCCGAUCAAUGAUAAAGAGUUACCUCCCUUCGGCGGCUCGAUUUAGGUUAGUCACGUGGGUAUCCAUGGUUACGUUACAGAUCACUACUUGUUCGAUCUGUCAAAAUACGACACAGUUUUAACUGUUUUUCACCUUUUUGGGUGUCAUUUAUCCAGUAGCAAUUGACAGAGGUACACCAUGGCAAGCAGUCAAGCAGAUGGCGAGAAACUAACCAGCAAAAAGCUCUUUAUAAACCAGAUCGACCAAUAUCAAGGCAAGAAUUUGGCCAAGUACUUGUCCAGCUGUGUUGUUGGAGCAUCACUGGAAGAGGCUGAGGAAGAGGAAGAUGCAAAGUCAGUGGACAGUUCAUUUGUGCCUGGAUCUAAAGAGGGAUGCUAUGAGAUUGUGGGAACAGUUAAAGAUAAAGACCAACAGAAACCCAGCUUUGUUAAAGAGUUAAUUCAGUAUGAAAAUAAAGACCAAUUGUAUGAGCAGCUUGUGGAGUGUGAUGUCAUUGUGUAUGAUAUAACUGAGGACCCAGAUCAGAUUGAUGAGGCGGUUUGGGCUGUCUCAGAACUUCAUUCUGAUCUGGAAAGAAUUGAGAAACCCAAGAUGUUUAUCCUGGUAUCUACAGCUAUGACUUGGGCUAAAAGUAAACCAUUAGAUCCGGAAGAUCCAGAGAUUCCCUUCACUGAAGAUGAUUAUCGUCGUAGGAAGCCCCAUCCAAACUUCAAAGAACACAUAAGUGCUGAAAAAACAGUUAUCAAACUUGGAAAAACUAACAAGGCCAAGCUGGUAACAUAUGUGGUGUGCUCUGGACUCACCUAUGGUGCAGGAGAAAACAUCUUCCAUUAUCUCUUCAAGGCGGCAUGGCACAAUGCCCCAGAGCUUCAGUGUUUUGGAGAUGGAUUUAAUGUCGUGCCAACCAUCCACAUUAGGGACUUGGCAGCUGUUGUACAGAAUAUUGCAGAUAGUCGGCCUAAAGUUCGAUACUUGGUGGCAAAGGAUGAUGCUAACAAUACCCUUGAAGAAAUUGUAAAGGCUGUCAGUGGAACACUGGGUACAGGGAAGAUUAAACAGAUCACCAAAGAAGAGGCUCUUCUUUGUAAAGAUAUUGAGCAAGCAGAUUUUGACAUGUUGCUGGUGGACCUGCGCAUGGACGCUGUCAACGUGAAAGAGAACAUGAGGAUACAGUGGGCGUCUGAGGCUGGUCUUGUGGAGAACAUCACUGAAAUCGUCAAGGAGUAUAAAGCUACCAGAAGUUUACUGCCUCUGAGAGCAUGUAUACUAGGCCCACCUGCCUCUGGGAAGUCCACUGUGGCCAAACAACUGUGUGACCAUUACAAACUUCACCAUAUCCAUCUCAAAGAUGUCAUCACAGAGGCAAUGGAGAAACUGGAAAUUUUAGCAAACCGUGCUGAUGAGGAAGACACGGAAGAAGAAGAUGACGGAAAAGCUCAGGAGGCGCAGGAGUUGUUAGAGCAGAUCAAUGAGGACAAAGAUCCUAAUACUGGACGGAUCGAUGAUGUCCAUGUCAUUCGCUUCCUAAAUGAGAAACUUCACUCCAUGCCUUGUCAGAACCAAGGCUUUAUCCUGGAUGGUUUCCCAAAAACCAUAGCACAGGCCAAAGAGCUCUUCUCUAAGGAAGAAGAGGAUGAGGUGGAGGACACCAGCAAGGAAGGUAACUAUGACAAGGCCAUUAUGCCUGAGGUGGUAGUGUCAUUUGAGGCUUCAGACGAGUUCCUGAGGCAGAGGGUGAUGAACCUGCCUGAGAGCACAGUGGCAGGGACUCACAACACAGAGGAGGGGCUGACACGUCGGCUAGCUGAGUUCAGGGCCUGUAACCCUGAUGACGAGACUGUCCUUAUCUACUUUGAUGAGCUUGAGAUACACCCGGACAAGAUAGAUAUUUCCCAGGACAGCUCCCCAAUGAUGAGGGAUACUGUGGAGAAGGUAAAGAAGAUGCUGGGACAACCCAGGAACUAUGGGUUAACCCAGGAGGAAAGGGAGGAGCAGCGCAGGCUAGAGGAGGAGGCCCGGUUAAAGAAGGAGGCUGAGGAGAAGGCAGAGCGUGAGCGUAAAGAGGCUGAAGAGGCUCAGGAGACUAAGAGGAAACAGGAGGAAUGGACUGCACGCCUGGAUGAGGUAAGAAGGGAGGAGUAUGAGUUGCUGGAGGCUCAGUCCAUUCCUCUGAGAAAUUACCUGAUGAAACACGUCAUGCCCACCCUGACCCAGGGCCUGAUAGACUGCUCCAAAACACGACCAACAGACCCCAUUGAUUAUCUGGCUGAGUUCUUGUUCCAGAACAACCCACAGAUAGACUAAGAUGCUUCGUCAACAUCGUCUCGUCAUUGUUACAUACAGUCCAGUCUUCAGGGUUUGAACAGAAUCUACAUUUUCAGUUUAUAAUGGGCUGUGAUAUACCAAAUGCAGGCAAAUUGUUUGCUAGGAAGAAUGUUUCUGUUUCAUCUAGCUGUUGUUAGUACACAUGAUUGACUUUCCCGUUGUAAAUAUUUGUAUAUUACAGAAUAAAUUUU